AGAUUCCGAGGGGGUGACAAUGAGCAUGAAGGCCUCCCUGGUGUUCGCACGCAACCAAGGAUCUCCUGAGGUCAGGGACUUGACUUUCAGCACGGUCAUGCGCGGGUCCACAGGAGAGACAGGGAUCAAGGUUGUCCGGGACCCCAAGACGGGCCUGUGGAUGAUUUCGUACAUCUCAGAAUCGGGCCCAGUGGCUUUCUACGACUCUGUGUCAUCGGGAGAUUACCUGUUCGAGGUCGAUUUCAUCCACACCGCCGGACUCGACCAGACAGGGGUCGAGCAGUUGCUGCGCGGCCCUCCCUUUUCCCAAGUGGUUCUGGGUGUAAAGAGCUCACUAGCUAGGACGAGCGCCCCUUCGGAGAGGGACGCCCUCUCUGACAAGGACACAGCGAUCAGCACUACCAAGCAGGCCGUUCCAGAGAAAACUGGGUAUGUCAUCUCUGAAGCGACCAAGGUGGAAGCCCCGCCGGAGGUCAAUGAAUCAUUGUUCGACGUUAUGUCCUGGUCAACAGACGAUGUUUGCAUCUGGUUGAAGAAGCGGGGAUUCGAAGAUGAGGAAGAGGCCUUCCAAGCCAAUGACGUCGACGGCCGGAUUCUGCUCCGGAUUUGCGAGCAUGACUUGUUCAGCAUCGGUGUGCAUGCUGUUGGCACUCGGGUCAGGCUGGGAAAGGAGAUCGAGCAGCUAAAGCGAAUCGCAUGCAAGCCGAGGACCAGGGAGCUGCGAGUUCUGAACUAUCCCCAGAAGUUGUUAGGGAUGUUCACCUUGUCAUGGACAAGAACGAUCGAGCUGGUUGAAAUAGAAGAAGCAAAGCUCAUCACUAAGUCCUCUUCCAAGGUCGAGUGGACCAUGGUCAACACACAGAUAGCGGUUGUCUCCGCCGUUGCCUUCAUCUUUGCCUGGAACAUGUUUUAUCACGCCUCCUACAGUUGCUUCUGCGAUCCCUCGGGGAUCGACUGCUGGUGCUUGCAAGGUUUCGACAUGCAGAAUAAGGAGACAGGGUCAAUCCUCUACUGCUUCUCAGCUGUCGCCGCCUUCUGCUUCAUGUGGGCAGCUCUGCUCGCCGUUCUCCACAUCAUGAUCAUCAACGAGAUGAGCGACAAGCUCGAGGUCCAGUACAUGGUCGCCAUCUGCUCCAUGAAGCUCUCCAAGGAUGUUCCUGGGAUCUUCCUCGUCCUGGGCGCCGCUUUCCUCAACGUUCCCAUCUUCACCUACGGCAUCUUCAACGAAUGGUUCGGCUUGCGUUUCAUCCUCACCAACUCCUCGGUCAUCGGGCAGUUCACUAGCGGCUUCUGCUACUUCGCGCUGAUCUGCGUCGGCCUGCUGCUACUUUGGGGAUACUACAACCGCGUCCCUCAUUUCGUCGGAGUUGUCUACCAGGCCAAAGUCGCCGCUUACCAGCAGGAUGUCGCGCAGAUGUCGAAGAGCAAGAGGCAAAAUAGGCAGACAUCGCAGUCUGAGGUCAUGAAGGAAACCGAAAUGUUUCGCGCUUCGGAGAUGAGGCCAAGCUCAGGGAGGAGUUCAGAGAAAGUCUUCGCAGCGUAGAGGUGAAUGAGGCAGGAAAAUGUGAUACUACCCGUGUCGUAAUAGACAAAACACUUGAUUGG
Molecule: messenger RNA, 1605 nt
Organism: Guillardia theta CCMP2712
Lineage: Eukaryota; Cryptophyceae; Pyrenomonadales; Geminigeraceae
Exons: 12
Coding region: 20-1543 (507 amino acids)
Biological process (GO): cell surface receptor protein tyrosine kinase signaling pathway
Cellular component (GO): cytoplasmic side of plasma membrane
Molecular function (GO): protein binding
Source: RefSeq, a predicted model, not a curated record